Salmo salar (Atlantic salmon) is the source of this 2977-nucleotide messenger RNA. RefSeq names its product metal transporter CNNM3. NCBI's taxonomy places the organism in Eukaryota, Metazoa, Chordata, Actinopteri, Salmoniformes, Salmonidae. Gene Ontology annotation, molecular function: transmembrane transporter activity. Gene Ontology annotation, cellular component: plasma membrane. Gene Ontology annotation, biological process: transport; magnesium ion homeostasis. The record is from RefSeq and is a predicted model, not a curated record.
GCAGAUCCCAGCUGCCCAAUUCCAAUAUGGUGGCCAGCUUGGCAGACCUACGGUUCUUGUUGAUGAUAUUGUUGCUCUGCGGGAGGAUCGGGGACGGCGCCUGCAGUCAGCAAGCCCCGCGGGUUCUGGGGUUGCGACUGGAGGACCCAGAAGGCCGGGUGUAUAUGAAGGAGAGGAUCAUCUCUGCGCCGCAAGGGGCCAGUUUUAAGCUCCGACUGUUCGGCUCGGAUCUGAAUGGUACCUGGCCGUGGGUGGCGUUCGCUGGGGCUAGACUGGGGGAGGCCGGGGCGGUGGGGGAUGCAGCCGACCCGUGUGGACAGGAGACCCGCCGUGACACCUCCGCCUUCCAGGUCAUCGGGGAGGUCACGGCGGACGAGGAGUACAGCGGGCUGAUAGAGGUAAAGGUGCGGGACAAGAGCAUUAUGUCUCUCGCUGCAGGGGAUGAUGCCAACCCGACCUACCACCUGUGUGUGUUGAAGAGCGGGAGUUGGGUGUCAGUGGGAUUGGACAGGCUGCGGAUCAACAACGAAAAUGGUCUCCCAGCGGACUACAUCCCUCCAUGGGGUGUGGUGGUGCUGAUAUUGCUGCUGAUCCUGGUGUGUGGGGUGCUGAGGACCGUGAACCUCAGCCUGCUGUGGCUGGACCCUCUGGAACUCUAUGUCCUGCACAGCUGCGGCUCUGAGGAAGACAAACGGGCCGCCAAGCGCCUCGAGCCCAUCCGGAGAAGGGGCAACUUCCUGGUGUGUUCCCUGCUUUUCCUGUGCGCUCUGGGCCAUUCGGUUCUAGGUGUGCUGCUCUACCGGGCCCUGGGUUCCAUAGCACCCGCCGUCUUCACCAGCGGGUUCCUCAUCUUCCUGGUGUCAGAGCUGAUUCCACAUAUAGUGUGUUCCGGCUACGGCUUCCAGCUGGCCCCAGGCCUCACCUGGCUGGCACAGGUGUGUAUGGUGCUGACGUGCCCACUGUCAUGCCCACUGGGCCUGGUGCUGGAUCUGGCACUGAGGCGUGACAUCAGCACCUGCGGCGUGAGGGAGAGGGCCAUGGAGAUGAUCCGCACCAACGUCAACGACCCCUACAGUGAAUUUGUGAAGGAGGAGUUCAGCCGUGGUGCGCUGCGCAGUAAGACAGUGGAGGACAUCCUGACUCCGCUCAAGGACUGUUUCAUGCUGUCUUCCACCGCUGUGCUGGACUUCUCCACCAUGUCAGAGAUCAUGCAGAGUGGAUACACGCGUGUCCCAAUCUACGAAGAGGAGAGGUCCAACAUCGUGGAGAUACUGUACGUGAAGGACCUGGCUCUGGUCGACCCUGAUGACUGUACCCCCAUGACAACUAUCACCAAGUUCUACAACCACCCUCUGCACUUUGUCUUCAACGACACCAAACUGGACGCCAUGCUGGAGGAGUUCAAGAAAGGGAACUCAGCCCUGGCCAUCGUUCAAAAGGUGAACAACGAGGGGGAGGGAGACCCCUUUUAUGAGGUUCUGGGAUUGGUCACCUUGGAGGACGUCAUCGAGGAGAUCAUCAAAUCAGAGAUCCUAGAUGAGUCUGACGGAUACAUCGACAUGAAGGUGAAGCGUCCUCUGGCCCCUCUGGAGAUUUCCCUGGAGCCUCGCAGCGUCCACGAAGAAUUCUCUCUCUUCAAACUUCCCGAGGGCGAACCCAAGAUCCGCACCUCGCCCCAGCUACUGCUGGCCACACACCGCUUCCUGUCCAGAGAGGUAGAACACUUCAGUCCAGCCCGUGUGUCAGAGAAGGUGUUGUUCCACCUGCUGCGUCACCCCAGUGUCAACCAGGAAGUCCACUUUGACCCUUCCAACCGCCUGAGCCCGGACCACUACCUUUACACACGCAACCACCCUGUAGACUACUUCAUACUGCUACUACAGGGCCGCGUGGAGGUGGAGAUCGGUAAAGAAGGCUUGAAGUUUGAGAACGGAGCAUUCACAUACUACGGUGUGUCUGCACUCACAGCGCCAACCUCAGUGCACCAGUCUCCAGUGUCGACCCAGCGUCGUUCUCCCAAGGAUCCGUUUGAGUUGGGAGAUGCCACCAGCUCGUCCAGCUACUGUCCUGACUACACCGUCCGUGCCCUCACCGACCUGCAGCUCAUACGGGUGACUCGCAUGCAGUACCUGAAUGCUCUGAUGGCGUCACGUGUUGGCCAGAGCCCAGACCCUUCUGAAAUCAAGAUCCUGCCCAACAGUCAGACCAAGCUGCUCAACGAGAGGAACAUCACCACGCAAGGUGGCAGUAAAUCCCAGGAGAGUUCCACAGAAGAGGAAGCUCAUGGGUAAUGCAGUUCUCUCCCUCAGAACUACGUGUGUUACUCAGACGACCAACCGACAGUCACAUGAGACUGUUUUUAGGAGUAGACUUGAUGUGUUUAUCAGUGAAUCACUUAUCUCUGAAAUGCAGUGAUUGAACCUGGCUAGUGUGAGCGUGUGUGGCGCUGCUGCAUUAUCCUCAGCUGUACUUCUCAUUCAUUAUAUGUUUCGUAUUGAAUCAGCCAUGGCAAUUGUGCGUGUGUAUGCAUACCUGUGUGUGUAUGCGGUGUGUGUGUGCCUCUCCUCCCUGUUGUAAUUCAGCCUCCUUUCCUAAACGUUACAUUGCCUGUUCCUUCAUUUAUUAUCUGUGUGCCAAAGUGACUCACCUUAACCUCCUGUGGGUGUACGUGUGUGUGUGCGUGAGUUGUCAAAAUCCGUCCAUCCAAGCAUUAGACAGAGGGUGGUAAAAAAAAAAAAUAGAUUUGCACAAAAGUGUGGUGAUUUGCUUUAGUAGUUCAAUUAUACGUCCAUUUUUUUUAAUUUUAUACACUCCCACAUUUCAGAUGCAUACAUAUUUGUAUGUAGAGCCAAAUAUUGCUUGUUUUUGUUGUUUUAUACCAUUCAAUGCAGUACUUAUUGAUGCCUAAUGAAGGCCUGUAUGUUUUCUUUAGUUAAAGUGAUAGAUCGCCGAACAUUUUAAUAAAUAUCUAUUUGAA